Messenger RNA from Humulus lupulus (European hop), 1479 nucleotides. RefSeq lists its product as uncharacterized. The record is from RefSeq and is a predicted model, not a curated record. The transcript has 6 exons. Lineage: Eukaryota; Viridiplantae; Streptophyta; Magnoliopsida; Rosales; Cannabaceae. The coding region runs from base 1 to 1479 and encodes 492 amino acids.
AUGGAAGGAAGAAAAUCUGUAUUGCCUCAGAUUUUUAAUCAAGGCCCAAAAGUCAUAGCAGCUCACAUUUGUAUUUUAUCAGCUGAGUUUUCUAAUGCAGAAGUGAAAGCAGAUAUGUUUGGGAUUCCUGGAACUAAAUCCCUGGGGCCUGAUGGUUUCAGUAGUUUUUUCUUCCAAGAUAACUGGGAGGUGGUUGGAAGUUUAGUAUGUGAAGUUGCUCAAUCCUUUUUGCAUACUGGAAGGACUCCCAGGUUUAGUCUCAUGUUUAAUGCAUCUUUACAUGGAUUUUUUGCAACAAAAAGGGGACUACGACAGGGGGAUCCAUUAUCUCCUCUUCUGUUUGUACUAGGGAUGGAAUAUUUAUCCCGAAUAAUUCAAAAGAUUGGAAAGAUAGAAGGCUUUAAAUUUCAUGAAAGAUGUGGAUCUAUUCAACUAAAUCAUCUCUGCUUUGCAGAUAAUGUCUUAUUGUUCUGUCAUGGGGAUUUUAAAUCGGUCCAUCUUAUGCUAAAAGGAUUGAAAUUAUUUUCCCAAACAACUGGACUUCAGCCAAAUGCAUUGAAAUCUGCUCUGUAUUGCAGCAACAUGGAUGAAUCAGAGGUUCAAAGGAUAAUAGUUUCUUCUGGUUUUCAAAGGCAACAAUUACCUUUUCAGUACUUGGGGAUUCCUAUAUGUGCACAGAGACUUCUAGCAACUGAAUGUGCAAUUUUAGUGGACAAAAUGGUUCAGCGGAUCAAAGUAUGGAGCACCAAAAAUCUUUCUUAUGCGGGAAUAUCAGUUUUAGUUAAUGCAGAAAUUUUAUGGAAAGGUAUGGCUGAUUCUAACACUUCAGGACAUGUUUCUUGGGAGGAUCUCUGUGAAACUAAGGCUGAAGGAGGCUUGGGUUUUAGGAGGAUCAAAGAGUGGAAUAUAGCAGCUAUUGGUAAAUAUGUCUGGGCAGUGGCCUCGAAAGAAGACUCUUUAUGGGUGAGAUGGGUACAUGCUGUCUAUAUUAGAAAGAUUGAAUGGUGGGACUACAAAGCACCAAGUGACAGCAGCUGGUACUGGAAACAGAUAGUGAAAGUCAAGGAGAAUUACAAGAAUCUGAGUAUGGCACAAAUUUAUCCUACUGGGGUUUACAAGAUUGCAAAGGGAUACAAAGCUUUAGUUAUACAAUAUCAAAAGGUCUCUUGGUAUAGGGAAGUAUGGAAUAGAGCCAUCGUACCAAGGUAUAGAUUCAUUUUAUGGCUGGCUUUAUUAGACAGAUUGCAAUUGAAGGAUAGAUUAUUCAGAUUCAACAUAGCUAGUGAUAAUCAAUUUUAUACUAAUACCUAUUUUGGAUUGAUUGGUUUUAAGGCUUUAUGGGUUUUGGAAUGGCUAGAGGCUUUGAAGUAUUUUGAGAUUAGCUGGUGGAAUUGUGCUUUUGAGAUUGCUUAUGUUGAGUGUGUUAUUUGGGUCACCAUAUUUUUGUCUUCUGAUUUAUUUUUAGGCAAUCUUUUGUGA